GUCUCUGUCACUCCGGCGGCAGCCCGAGCGAGCGGUCGGUCGGGGAAGGAGUGCGGGGGUGAAGGCGGUGGUGCUUGGCAAGGGGCCACUCGGGCAUCAGGACACGAUGAUAUCGGCCGCCCAGCUCCUUGACGAGCUCAUGGGCCGGGACAGGAACCUGGCCCCCGAUGAGAAGCGCAGCAACGUGCGGUGGGACCACGAGAGCGUUUGUAAAUACUACCUUUGUGGUUUUUGUCCAGCUGAAUUAUUUACAAAUACCCGUUCUGACUUAGGUCCAUGUGAAAAAAUUCAUGAUGAAAAUCUGCGUAAACAAUAUGAGAAGAGCUCUCGUUUUAUGAAAGUGGGCUAUGAAAGAGACUUCUUGCGGUAUUUACAGAGCUUACUUGCAGAGGUAGAACGGAGGAUUCGAAGAGGGCAUGCUCGUUUGGCACUGUCACAGAACCAGCAGUCAUCAGGUCAGGCAGCUGGACCUACUGGUAAAAAUGAAGAGAAAAUUCAGGUCUUAACUGACAAAAUCGAUGUACUUCUACAACAGAUUGAAGAAUUGGGUUCUGAAGGAAAGGUGGAAGAGGCGCAAGGAAUGAUGAAACUUGUUGAACAGUUAAAAGAAGAGAGAGAGUUGCUGAGGUCUACAACUUCAACAAUUGAGAGCUUUGCAGCUCAAGAAAAGCAAAUGGAAGUUUGUGAAGUCUGUGGAGCCUUUUUAAUAGUAGGAGAUGCACAGUCCAGGGUGGAUGACCACUUGAUGGGAAAACAGCACAUGGGUUAUGCCAAAAUUAAAGCUACUGUAGAAGAAUUAAAAGAAAAGUUAAGAAAAAGAACUGAAGAACCUGAACGUGAUGACAAGUUAAAAAAAGAGAAACAAGAGCGAGAAGAGAGAGAGAAAGAGAGGGAGCGUGAAAGAGAAGAGAGGGAAAGGAAGAGACGACGUGAGGAAGAAGAAAAGGAAAAAGAGAGGGCACGUGACAGAGAAAGACGUAAGAGGAGUCGUUCCCGUAGCAGACAUUCAAGCAGAACAUCUGACAGAAGAUGCAGCCGGUCACGGGACCACAAAAGAUCAAGAAGCAGAGAGAGAAGGCGAAGCAGGAGCCGAGAUCGACGAAGAAGCAGAAGCCAUGAUAGGUCAGAAAGAAAACAUAGAUCUCGCAGUCGGGACAGGAGACGAUCAAAAAGUCGGGAUCGGAAAUCAUACAAGCACAGAAGCAAAAGCAGAGAUCGAGAACAAGACAGGAAAUCUAAAGAAAAAGAAAAGAGGGCAUCUGAUGAUAAAAAAAGUAGUAUGAAGUCCAGUAGUCGAGAAAAACAGAGUGAAGACAGAAAUACAGACUCGAAGGACAGUGAUACUAAGAAUGAGGUCAAUGGGACCAAUGAAGACAUUAAAUCUGAAGGUGACACUCAGUCCAAUUAAAACUGAUCUGAUAUGACCUCAGAUCAGACAGAGGACUACCACGUGAAGAAUCUGCGAAGAAUCCGGAAGACAGCUUGCAAUGAAGAUCUGCUUUAAAUGAGGUGAAAGAAAGCUGUAGUGGCAUAGAAAAAUAUAAAGUUCAGUUAGAAUUUUUUUUUAUAAAAUUAAUUCAGGACUGUUGUUACCUCCCAGAGUGCAGAGGGAUGAGUUAAUAGCAUACAUGCCACUGAGAAUAUAAGUCCUGUAUCAUUUUUUUUUCUUUAAGACUUUUUAAGAUAAGAAACAAACAUAACAUGAACCCAUGGCUUGCUCAGUGUUUAUUUGCAAGAUUUCAUUCUUGGACUUCGAAACACAAGAAUAAAUGUUUAGUAUUUGUGUGAAUUAAACUAAAUUGAAUCCCAUUUUUACAACUAGGAUAUAUCUAGCUGCUUGAUAUACCAGAAAUGGAAAUAAAGUAUCUUUGAAUUUCUGUUACAAAUUUGAUUGUCUGUCAUUAAACAUUUAGUAUUAAAUACACUUUUUUCCUAAUAAAUCUAUUCAUGUCUUCAAGCUUAGUCCAUUAAUUUGGCUUUUAUGGAUUUUGUUUAGUUUAUUCAGUUGGUGUUUGCUUUUGAUUCCUCCAAUUAGUCUCAUGUUUUAAAACUGAGCUGAUCACCUUCAUCAAACUCCUGGUCCUUUAUUGAACAAAUGCACAUUAUCAUCA
This is a messenger RNA of Emys orbicularis (European pond turtle), 2111 nucleotides long. RefSeq names its product LUC7 like 3 pre-mRNA splicing factor (gene LUC7L3). The transcript is spliced from 11 exons. Gene Ontology annotation, cellular component: U2-type prespliceosome; U1 snRNP. The record is from RefSeq and is a predicted model, not a curated record. Gene Ontology annotation, biological process: mRNA splice site recognition. The coding region runs from base 107 to 1408 and encodes 433 amino acids. Gene Ontology annotation, molecular function: mRNA binding. Lineage: Eukaryota; Metazoa; Chordata; Testudines; Emydidae.